CUGAAAACCAUUCGUAGUACAAUGGCGCUCUCCAAAACGACCGGUAGAAUCACGAAGGUGGUGGAUCUUGUUUCAAAGGCUUCAUCUCUUAUGGUAACGGAAGCCAUACCUAGGUUGAACGUUUUCAAGGUAUACGCACGUGUGGAACUAAGGCCGCCGAGGUUAAGUGAAUUAAAACCAGCGUUAGAAGAGACACGCAAACUUAUCAGUGCUGGAAAAAGUGGUGCUUGGAAGAAUGUUACUGUAAAGGAGGGACUAGUUAACGCUGCAGUGACAGCAGAAGUAUUAUUUUGGUUUUUUUUCGGCGAGAUGAUUGGACGAAGAAGCUUCCUUGGAUAUAGUCGUGUACCGGGUGCUUACCUAAAACACCACUGAUUUGACCAUUUGUGUAACUCCUGUAAUGCGUAGAAGUUUAUGUAGAUAUAGUAGGAUUUGUAGUGACGAACAAAUUAGAGGUGUUAUACGUUGUUGUCACACUUGUUGUUAUAUUUCCCACUAGCUACACAUUUUCAUUAAAAACCUUUUUUUGAAUGCGUUUUGUUAUAUGAAAUGUGUGUUGCUUGAUGUGUGUGUGCGUGUGUGUCUCAAAGAUAAGUUCCUCAAGUAUGCUCCAUAGAAUUCCUAGCAAAUUGUUCCCACACUUCUGUUUGUUUUCAGUUAUAAGGGUAGUAGGCCAUUCGCUUCCAUGUCCUCACAACCCGAAAACUC
Heterobilharzia americana is the source of this 708-nucleotide messenger RNA. The record is from the annotation of a GenBank genome assembly. NCBI's taxonomy places the organism in Eukaryota, Metazoa, Platyhelminthes, Trematoda, Strigeidida, Schistosomatidae.